UAAGUUCGGACGAUCGAUCGAUUUGCUGCGCGCUGUUCGCGUUCGAGAUCCGUGUGUUUGAAUGUGAUUUUAUUCUUCAAAAUCUCAAUCUACAGUUGUGAAACUCGUUGGUACUGAGCACGUGUUGUGAGUUUUGUGACAAUUUCAAAGGAAUCGAUAGCGUAGGCCCAGUUGAUGGGCAUGCUUUGUGAAAUAUUUCAAGAUAUCAGUUUUAUUCACGAACGAGAUGAGAAUAGUUUCCGCCACGCUGAUUUACUUCGUUGUUCAGUGAGAAUUUUCAAAAUUUCGGCCACCCUAUAGCCAAAAAGCCAUAAAUUUCCUGGGAUUAUAAAAAUUUUCAAUUCAAUCAUGCGUAUAAAUCAUCUUAUUCUAGCACUUUUAAUCGCAUACUUUGCAAUAAUUAGCGCGGACGGUAGUAACGCCGCAGAUAACGAUGAACUCUGGAAGCUGCUAUUAAGUGGAAAGCUUGACCAGAUCAAAACAAAGACUGCGAUAGAGGUCAACCCUCGGGGCACGAUAGAAACGGCACUUCAUUCAAGGAUUGCCAUUAGCGGUAAUAACAAUUAUGAGUCAAAUGAUAAGACAACUGUGGCGGAAGAUGACGAACAGCUGUUUGCUUCGGUGGAUUCGGCGGAGCCUCUGAGCGUAGAAAUGAUUGACGGCUUAGACGAUGACGAUAAAGGCGCAACGGAGGUAUCGUUGUUUGGUGAGGGCCAAAGUUCUCGGGAGCUUGUUUCGUUUGCCGACACUGGAAGCGGCGAAUACUAUGCUGAUAACGAUGGAAUGCAGGCGGAUGGAACAACUCUGGAUGACGACAUUAUUGAAGUUUUGCGAAGAAAAUCAGUGUCACGUGAGAUAUUGCAAUUGUUUGGACUGUUGAAGGAAAAGAACGAAACGGAUGAGUUAAAGUUGAAACUGCAGGAUGUGUUGAGACCUGUUUCCGACAGGCUGGUUGAUGGAUUGCCGAGAAUUUUGGAACAGAACGAGAAGUCUACCGUUUCGUAUGAUGAAGUUAUACCAACUGAUAUGAUCGAGGCGGAAUCUUUGGUUUCUGACGGAUCGCAAACUCCAAAGAUUACAAAUAUUUUAAUACCAAAAUUAAGCGAAAAACUUUCUAGUAUUCGCAAAAGCUACGAAGCUCCUGCUGAAGGGCAGCGCAGUCUGGUGAUUGUUUUUGAUGCAACCGGAUCAAUGUUAGACGAUUUGAAACAGCUACGCGAUGGUGCGAAGCUUAUUAUUGAUGAAAUUACUCACUUGAAAAGUAAUCCGAUUUACAACUACGUAUUCGUACCAUUUCGAGAUCCCCAAGUUGGUCCACGAUUAGUUACGCGAAAUAAAGAUGAGUUACUACAAGCACUUGAAAACCUGCAGAUAUACGGAGGAGGUGACUGUCCAGAGGCAGCAUUAGCCGCUAUUUCCGAAGCAGCUGCAGCCGCUCUCCCGAAUUCGUUUGUAUACGUUUUCACUGAUGCCACCGCGAAGGAUUUCAAACUGAAUGAUAAAGUUCUACGAUUGGUUCAACAGAAACAAUUAUCGAUAUCUUUUCUUCUCACUGGGUUCUGUGACGGGAAGAGCACCCCAGGCCAUACAGUUAUGAGUGAUAUCGCAGCGGCUAGUAAUGGCGAAAUUUUCGACCUUAAAAAAGAUCAGAUCGAGCAAGUACUACGUAGUAUCAAAGGUACGCUGAAUGUAGAUCACGUUCCGUUAAAAUCGGUCGAUUCAGGAAUAGCUGAAACACACGAUAUCGAUCUGAACGUGGACAACACACUGAAAGAGUUUAGUGUUAGUGUGGCCGGCUAUCGACCUAAUAUCGAAAUCAUAGACCCGCAGGAUGUUCUCUACAAUAGCUCCAGAGCUGUACUAGACUUGGAGAACAUCAAAGUAGUGAACGUAGUUGAACCUUUACCUGGAAAGUGGAAUAUAAAGGCAGGUUCCAGCUCACCCCAUUCCGUCCGGUUAUCUGGAAAUAGUGAUGUAAAGUUUAGGUUUGGGUUUUCUCAAACCAAGCCAACAUCAAUCGCUACACUGUCCCAUCAACCAGUUCUCAAUGCGGACAACAUCCUAACGGUUCAACCAUCCCAACCCAACCUUAUUCAGAACCUAACCAACGUUACAAUUGACUCCCAUGGCCAUAAUGGACCGGACGAUACGUCGUUCAAAUUUACUUUACCUCUGGAAAAAACCCUUCUAGAAGACUCCUCGCCCGUAUUUCUCACACCUGCAUUCAAAGCUCCCAGGCAAAAGUUUAAAAUUUCUGUUAGUGGUCAAGACGCAAAUGGGAAUCCUCUAGCGCGUCUGAUUUCCACUGCCAUCCAAGCGGCUGGAUUAAGUGCACCGGAGCUAUCGCUAGAUCUAACCGACGCUGAGUUACUCGAAGGUGACAGUAUCGAAAUUAACUGCCAUGUAGAAUCGCGGUCGCCAGCCGUUGUACAGUGGAAGCGAAUCAACCGGGUACUGGCGGAAACCAAGAUUGAAUCUACAGGGUCGCUCAAGCUUCAACUGUCAAAUGUAACGACAAGACAGUCAGGUCGCUACACUUGUUACGCUAAGAACAACAUAGGUGAACAGCAGAUACUUGCCAUGGUCAAAGUGAAGCCUCGUCCGGAACCGGUUGUUGGAGUCUAUCCAAAAGAUAUUGUGGCAUACGAACACGAGGCGCUCAUUGCACUACGUUGCAUUACGAAGAAUGUUGACUCUGGUGCUAAGAAAGUUUGGAGUCAUAAUGGAAAUAAUAUAGUUUCUUCUAUUGGUAAGGAAUACUUGGAGUUAUAUAAUUUAACUGACAAACAUGCCGGCACGUAUGAAUGUCGAGUGGAGUUAGAAGGAAGGAUCAUUUGGGAUUCGACGAAUGUUACCAUAGAAUAUGCCCCAAAAUUGUCGAGGCAGCUCUCUGACAUGGCAACGUCUGCCUACGGUCAACCUUUGGCUUUGGAGUGUGGUUUAGAAGGAUAUCCCCCGCCUACGACUAUAUGGAGCUAUCGAAUGCUGGAUGACCAAGAAGACGUUUCACUUAAGGAAACAGGAAACAAGCUUAUAAUUCCCAAAGUAACACCCGAGGUCGAGGGUUGGUAUGUUUGCGAAGGCAGAAAUCGUCACGGGUCGGCGAGAAGGUCAAUCAUGGUGCUGGGUGAAGCUAAUGAGCCGCCUAAAAUUCCGAAGCCAGACGAUACUACCAUCUACGUACAACCAGGUGACACGGUGACUUUUAACUGCUCGUGUGAUCUUUGUCAACCAUUGAGCGAAUAUAUAUGGACUAGCGAUCAGUUCAUUUUUGAAAGUAGCCCGUACGAUUUACGAGAUAAUGCUCAAGUAAAUCUAAACGUCGAUCAGACUCGUAACGCCGUUCAAUACCAGUUAACGAUUAAGAAUUUCAGUUUGGCAAAUCAAGGUAGCUAUAGCUGCAUUCUAUCUAACGCGCAUGGAGCUGAUAGCAUCGUUUUGGAAGUUCGGUUGAUGCAACCCUCUUCAAUUGAAGCUGUUCUGGUUGACGAUAUUCCUCGGAUCGGGGAAAACAUCACGUUGGAAGAAUCUGUACGUCAACUCACGUGUGACGCUAUAGGGCUUCCCGAGCCCCAAAUUCAGUGGCUCUUCAACGGAAGAGUCGUUGAUCAAGAUCAUCGUUUUACGCUGACGAACGAUAACAAAACAAUUCAGUUCAAUGGGAUGUUUGGACCAGUUUAUGUCGGAACAUAUCAAUGUAUAGCAACGAAUCCUAUGGGAAAUACUUCAAGUGAACAUUCGUUGCAAUAUGGCAGUUAUCCACGUUUCACAAUUCCUCCCCCAUUUUCCGCCAACGUUCAGGUUGGAGAAUCUUUAUCACUAGAUUGUCAGGCUUCUGGAAUUCCUGAACCGGAAGUUUCGUGGUACUUCAAUAACCAACCGCUAUCAAAAAAUCUGCCCUUUGAAGCCACACUGGAAUAUUCUGGAAUUUUUGAGUGUCACGCGAAGAACACUUUUGGUCAUCUGUCAGCAAACACUACGGUUUUAGUGUAUGGCAAACCACAGUUCGUUCUGGGACCUCCGGAGGAUACAGUCAUAUCAGUCUCGGAUGGCAAAAAUAUAAGCUUGGAGUGUGGUGCCAAUGGAUUUCCGAAACCAAAUAUUAGCUGGACUUACAACGAUCUACCGAUUAAUGAGUCAUCGAGUUUUAAAAUCAUCGAAACUGGAAUUUUUAUUGAAAAUGCAGCAAGAAAUACACAGGGAAUUUACGUGUGCAAUGCCGAAAACUCUUUGGGAAACAUUCAAAAAGUGUUUUAUCUGACUGUAAAAGAACCUCCUAGAGUAUCUAUUAAUCUUCCGGAGCGCAUUUUGCUACUUCCCAACGAGGAAAUCCAGUUGAAUUGUAUCGGUGACGGAAACCCUCCACCACGCGCUUCUUGGAGUAAGAACAACAUUCCAAUGACAACAAAUACAACCUUGACAGUUACCUUUGAUCCGAAUGUCAAUGGCAAUUAUACUUGUACUCUGGAAAACGAAGAGGGCGUUGACACGCGCUCAACUGAAAUAACAGCUCUUGCUCCACCGAGUAGAACCUCGAAUACAUCGACAGCUCAACCCACUUUCCAAGCUAAACUAAAUGCCUCUCUUGAACUUGUUUGUCCAUUCGAUAACUAUGAUAAUCUCAUAUGGCAGCUAAAUGAACGUAAUUUAGAGAACUAUUUUGAUAUGACGGAUAUACGAUUAGUAGAAAACAUUCUCCUAAUCGAACGACUCCGUCGAGUACACGAAGGAACUUACACUUGUUUUGUCGCCAAUCCUGCCGGUCGAAAUAAUCAUUCAUUCGUAGUAGGAAUUCUUUCACCUCCCCGGAUCGAACAAAUCCAUCUGGUUGACGACAGCGAUGAAGUUGAUCUGAUCGACUCGUCAACUGCGGAAACUGUAGCGGAAGUAAAUCUACAAAGUGGCGAGGAGCUGCAUCUAGUUUGUCACGCAAGUGGCACUCCAAAACCGGCCGUACACUGGAGAAAAGAUGACUCGGUUCUUACACAAAGCAGUGAGCUGAUUGUGGAAGAGGUGGAUACGCAUCACAACGGAUUGUACACAUGUGUAGCCGAGAAUGAACUGGGAAAUGCACGAAAAGUUUACAGAUUGGAUGUCAUGAUGUCACCAAGGCACUGGGGUGACGCAAUGAAUCACAUCGAGGUGUUUAAGGAUGACGACCUUCAGCUGGAAUGUACGAUGCGUGCUAAUCCCGCGGCCAACAUUCAAUGGAUGAAAGACAAUACUAUUCUUGAUGAGUUUAACGAGUUUUUGGAGUUCGUUGCUAUUCAACCUCAGGAUUCUGGACUGUACACAUGUGAGGCAGAAAAUAUCUUUGGAACAGAUGAAAAAAAGUUUCAGGUUACUGUGUAUCAACCAGCCGAGAUUACAUCCUUCCCGGAGAAUCACACGGUGAUUGCCGGAUCUUCCUUAAGCAUGGAUUGUAAAGCAGUUGGAAACCCUUUGCCAGUUGUAAGCAUUAUUCAUCGAGGAGAAGUUAUGGCAUCAACUUCUGAUCUGGAUCUCGAUUCUAUGGCUUUCGACAAGACCUAUCGAGUGAAAGGAAAAGUCUACACUCUACAAUCGCAACAGUUCACUGCGACGAAGAUAUCACCAUUCGAGAUAGAGUUGAGGCUACAUGAGCCGAGUGCUACAGUAAACUCUGGCGGCAAAUAUUUAUGCCUGGCUCAAAAUGCCGUCGGUCAUGACGAUCGUCAAUCCAAGGUUGCAGUAUUGGUCGCACCAUUCAUCCAGUUGAACAAACUGAAAACCGGGCCAAACUUUUCGAUCCUAGAGGGACUUCCAUUAUAUUUGCACUGUCCGAUCGCGGGACAUCCCAAGCCUACUCUUAGCUGGUCUCGCAAUUCCAAACCGAUCAAGUUCAACGGUCAGACACUGUUUCUUUCGUCGACCAAUCGCAAAGAUCAAGGAAACUACACGUGUCUAGGUGAAAACUCUGUAGGCAAACAGGAACUAUCGUUCUCCGUAAGUAUUCUCAUCCCUCCGACGAUGAUCAACAGCGUAGUUUUCAGUGAUAACGAAGCAGCAGCUGAUGAACCGGAACAGGAGGAGAUUUCCAUUCUCAAGGGUGAUAAUGUGACGUUGGAUUGUGCUAGUCUAGGUAAUCCUACUCCCGAAAUAUUCUGGACUAAAGUGGUUUAUUUGGACGAGAAACUCAACGAGCAACUACCUAACAGAGAACCUGUUUUGGAACUGUACAACAUCGAAUCAACAUCGACCUACUCGUGCUACGUAAACAAUACUGCUGGCUCGGCUCAGAAACUGUUCCAUGUGGUUGUUCAAACGCCACCAUGGUUCAAAAAUAUUGAAUAUGCGACGAAACCGACGGUGCUGCUACACCAUAGUCUCGAUAUGAAUUGUGAGGUUCUUGGUGUACCGGAAGCGGAAGUUUUCUGGACUAAGAAUGGUACUGUUCUGAGCGGUCAGGAAGUUGGUCUUUUCCUGGCGGCGAAUGGUCAAAUUUUGAGAAUUUCCAGCGCACAGUCGUCAAAUGGUGGCGAAUACAAAUGCGUGGGGCGUAACCUACACGGUCAAGUUAGUCGGGAGUUUGUUGUCUCCGUUGAAGUUCCCGUGAGUUGGUCACCGUGGGGCGAGUGGAGUGCGUGUAGUUCCAGUUGCGGUAAGGGAACACGGUUCCGCUCGCGUAUCUGUCUACUGCAGAGCGGUUCGCCAGCUCAGGGUAGCCAGUACAACUGCGUGGGUGAGAACGUUCAGGUGAAAAACUGUGAAAUGCUUCCGUGCCCUGUCAACGGUGGUUGGAGCACGUGGACUAAAUGGAGUAGCUGCUCUUUGGACUGUGUUACCGAGUAUUCUGGGCUAAAAUCAGUACGGUCUCGCAAUCGAACGUGUGACAGUCCUGCACCUUCGUUGGGAGGUAAAGCAUGCAUCGGAGAGGAGCACGAAGUGGAAGUUUGCAGUGUAAAGUUUUGCUCCACCAACGGUGGAUGGACGCCAUGGACUAAAUGGAGCCCAUGUAGCGAGACUUGUGGUUUCGGAAGAUCACUUCGGUGGAGAAGUUGUACCAAUCCAGCACCUCGGAAUGGUGGUUUGCCCUGUAAGGGAUCGGAAAGCGAAAUCAUGAUCUGCAAAGAGCGUGAAUGUAUUGUGGAUGGCGGCUGGUCCGAAUGGGGUCCGUGGUCCAAAUGUAGUAAAACCUGCGGUGUUGGCUUGCGACACAGAAAACGCUCGUGUACAAACCCUGAACCGAAAACUGGCGGCCGGUCAUGUGAAGGAGAAAAUAUUGAAAUUGAAAAAUGCUCUGGCAAAUCUUGCCGCAACGAUGCGCUUACCAAAAGCAUGAGUCGCGACUUAAAACGAAAAUUUUCUCCCCUUCUAACGUACGAAUCCAAGCAUCCAUCCGAGGAGGAGAAAGACGAUCCCGAAGAUUACGCCGACAGUGAUGAUGAACCUCAAAAAUUUAAAAUCAUUCGUAACUUUGAGUUCGCUGAAGCCGCUCCGGUAGAAUAUAUCGACGGCCCAGUGGAGGAUGUAGUUGACGAGGAUUACGACGGCAAUCACAAAAUCGUUGUAAGCCUCAAAAACACCGUUAACCUGUCAAAUGACACUGCCGCAUACCAUCUGAACUUCGGUGGAGUUAGUAAUUCAAUCGAGUUCAACUGCCUAGCGGGAAUGGUAUACAACGGAACGGUCGGAAGGUGUGUGGAUGUCAAUGAAUGCGAAACCGAAGAAAACACUUGCGUGGGACAGGGUCAAGUAUGCGUUAAUAACCAGGGUGGAUACGAAUGCCUUUGCAUGGCAGGCUACCGAAUGAUAUCCGAUGAGUGUGUUGAUGUGAACGAAUGCCGCGAGGAAACUCACGAUUGUUCGCAUUAUUGCGUCAAUAGUCCAGGUGGGUACAGUUGUUUUUGUCCGUCCGGGUUUACUCUUGCCGCCGAUGAUAGAACAUGUUCCAAAAGGAGAGCACGUCAGCAGCCAGCAUUCAGCAUUAUGAACUAUGAGAUGAUUUGCCCAGAAGGAUACCAGCUGGAUGGAAACAAAUGUGUUGAUUUAGACGAAUGUGCAAUGAAAGAAGACGAAUGCAGUGAAGGGCAGUCGUGUUUGAAUACAAAAGGAAGCUACGUGUGUGUUCCAGCCGCUUGUCCCGAAGAAUAUGAAAUAGAUGAACUACUUGGUCAAUGUUAUCAAGACUGUCGUUAUGACCCUCGUCAAAUAUGUCAGGAUGGUGCCCAGAUUGAACAAACACUAACCUACAGGGUGAUUUCGAUAAAUGUGUUCUCUCCCAAGCAACCACUGGCGGUAUUGGCGAUUCCAAUGUAUCAACAUAACACGAUGCAGACCACGUUUAGUUUCCUGGAACGAACCUACGCAAACAUAUUCAAAUUGGAGAAGACUUCGCACACAUCAGGAGCUGUUCACCUGUACGGAAAUAAGAAACUUCAACGUGGAAAGAUCUACGUACUGAAAAUAGUUGCUCACACAUUCGGCAACAAAUCGGGUAUGAUGGAUUAUGUCCAUAAGUUUGUAGUUUACGUGCAUUUGUUAGAAUAAUGAGUGUUGCUAGGGAAGGUUUGUAACGUGUAUUGUAAUAAGCUAUACUGAAGUUUUGACAGUGCGAGCAUAUGUAUACGAAAAGUAGUAUAAAUAAAUAAUAAAACAAAUUCUAAACAUAUUUACAUAA
Messenger RNA from Malaya genurostris, 8638 nucleotides. RefSeq names its product hemicentin-1-like. Gene Ontology annotation, biological process: cell-cell adhesion. Lineage: Eukaryota; Metazoa; Arthropoda; Insecta; Diptera; Culicidae. The transcript has 11 exons. Gene Ontology annotation, cellular component: cell-cell junction. The record is from RefSeq and is a predicted model, not a curated record. Gene Ontology annotation, molecular function: calcium ion binding; cell adhesion molecule binding. Bases 349 to 8508 code for a protein of 2719 amino acids.